AUGUUCUCAUUCUCCAACAAUGCAAGUGUAAAAGCUUUUCACCAUCUGCUUUCAACACUCUCAUGCAAACACUCCUCUUCUUUCUCCACACACGCUAGUCUCCUCUCUCUAAUCUCCAACGCCAAAACUCUCCCCCAAACCAAGCAAUCUCACGCCUCUGCACUCUUCAAUGCCUUCCUUCCUCAAAGUAUCUCUCUUUGUGCCUCUCUCAUCCUCAAGUACGCCACUUUUCAUGACCCCACCACCUCUCUCUAUCUGUUUCAUCAAACUCUUCCUUUCUCUCGCUCUGCUUUCUUGUGGAACACUCUCAUUCGCGCUUUGUCGGUGGCACGCGUUAAUGAUGAUUUUAGAACAUAUAAUCAAAUGGUUAAAAUGGGUGUUAGGCUUGAUGAUCACACCUUUCCUUUUGUGCUGAAAGCUUGUGCCGAUAGUUUGAGUGUUCAAAAAGGUAGAGAGAUUCACGGGGUUGUGUUUAAACUUGGGUUUGAUUCGGAUGUGUUUGUAGGGAACACAUUAUUAUUGUUUUAUGGGAAUUGUGGGGGUUUGAAAGAUGUGAAGAGGGUGUUUGAUGAAAUGCUUGAAAGGGAUGUUGUGUCGUGGAAUUCGGUCAUUGGGGUGUUUUCGGUUCAUGGUUUCUAUGCCGAAGCAAUUCAUUUAUUUUGUGAAAUGAAUUUGAGGUCUGGGUUUAGGCCAAAUAUGGUUAGUAUUGUGAGUGUUUUGCCGGUUUGCGCGGGACUUGAGGAUGGGGUUACGGGGAGGCAAAUUCAUUGUUAUGUUGUGAAGACUGGCUUGGAUUCUCAGGUGACUGUAGGGAAUGCUUUGGUUGACGUGUAUGGGAAAUGCGGGUAUGUGAAAGACUCGAGGCGUGUUUUUGAUGAAAUUUCAGAGAGAAAUGGGGUUUCUUGGAAUGCAAUAAUUACUAGUCUUGCUUAUCUUGAGCGUAAUCAAGAUGCGUUGGAGAUGUUUAGAUUGAUGAUUGAUGGAGGAGUGAAGCCAAAUUCUGUCACUUUUUCCAGUAUGUUGCCUGUCUUGGUUGAAUUAAAACUUUUUGACUUCGGGAAGGAAAUUCACGGGUUUAGUCUAAGAUUUGGACUUGAAUCUGAUAUUUUUGUUGCCAAUGCUUUGAUUGAUAUGUAUGCAAAAUCAGGUCGUUCACUUCAAGCAUCCAAUGUGUUUAACCAGAUAGGUGAAAAGAAUAUUGUUUCGUGGAAUGCCAUGGUAGCUAAUUUUGCUCAAAAUAGGCUUGAAUUAGCAGCUGUAGAUUUAGUGAGGCAAAUGCAAGCUGACGGUGAAAUACCAAAUUCUGUCACCUUCACGAAUGUUCUUCCAGCGUGUGCCCGAAUUGGAUUCCUUCGUCCUGGAAAAGAAAUCCAUGCAAGGGCAAUUCGCACAGGGUCCUCUGUUGAUCUAUUUGUGUCAAAUGCUCUGACAGACAUGUAUGCAAAAUGUGGUUGUCUAAAUCUUGCUCGAAGAGUCUUUAAGAUCUCCCUUAGAGAUGAAGUAUCUUACAACAUUUUAAUUAUAGGCUACUCUCAAACAACUAAUUGCUCAGAAUCUCUUCGUUUAUUCUUGGAAAUGGGGAUUAAGGGUAUGAAGCUUGAUGUAGUUUCCUAUAUGGGUGUCAUUUCAGCGUGUGCAAAUCUUGCUGCAUUGAAACAAGGGAAAGAGGUUCAUGGAUUAGCAGUAAGAAAGCAUUUGCACACGCACCUCUUUAUUGCCAAUGCACUUUUGGACUUCUAUAUCAAAUGUGGACGAAUUGAUCUUGCUGGUAAGGUCUUUCGUCAAAUUCCAAGCAGGGACACGGCCUCUUGGAAUUCUAUGAUUUUAGGUUACGGAAUGCUGGGUGAAUUGACGAUUGCUAUCAACCUUUUUGAAGCAAUGAAGGAAGAUGGGGUGGAAUAUGAUUCAGUCUCAUACAUUGCGGUCUUGUCUGCUUGCAGUCAUGGAGGGCUAGUUGAAGAGGGGAAGAAAUAUUUUGAGCAUAUGCAGGUCCAGAAUAUUAAGCCAACGCAAAUGCACUAUGCUUGUAUGGUCGAUCUCCUUGGCCGGGCUGGACUUAUAGAGGAAGCAGUAAAACUUAUUGAAAGCUUACCCAUUGAACCCGAUGCCAAUGUAUGGGGUGCUUUGCUUGGGGCAUGCCGAAUACAUGGGUAUAUUGAGUUGGCUCAUUGGGCAGCUGAACAUUUGUUCAAGUUGAAACCCCAGCAUUCUGGAUACUACUCGGUUCUUUCAAACAUGUAUGCAGAAGCUGGAAAAUGGGACGAGGCAAACCAGGUAAGGAAACUGAUGAAGUCGAGAGGUGCAAAGAAAAAUCCCGGUUGCAGUUGGGUUCAGAUUGAUAACCAGGUUCAUGCUUUUGUAGCUGGAGAGAGAAUGAUGAAUGUUGAUUCAAGUCUUCUAUGUGCAGAUCCCUGAUUCAAUUAUUCAAUGUUUGAAAAUCGAAUUCCGAGGUUCAUUUUACAAAAGAGUGCCCGAUCUUCAAGUGGUUUAGCUCUUUCGAUUUGGAUGUGUUGUAAGAGAGACUUACAACACAUCUUGCACAGCUGAGGUCCCCGUCAAUCCAACGAUCACACAGCAUGUUCAUGAUAUUAUUUACAUGGCACGACGAUUCAGAAGUUUUUAAUCAAUCUGUCCAAGUUAGCAAGGAGCUCCUUUCAAUUAUAAGUCUCUAGCAUGGUCCCAAGACUAAAAACAUGUUCCGAACAAAUUCCCACUGCACCAAGUUUUUGGGUUUCAUUGUUCCAAAAAUUUACAAUACAACAUAGGUUGCAUUUGGUA
Populus trichocarpa (black cottonwood) is the source of this 2778-nucleotide messenger RNA. RefSeq names its product pentatricopeptide repeat-containing protein At4g14170. The transcript has a single exon. Bases 1 to 2415 code for a protein of 804 amino acids. The record is from RefSeq and is a predicted model, not a curated record. Gene Ontology annotation, molecular function: RNA binding; protein binding. Lineage: Eukaryota; Viridiplantae; Streptophyta; Magnoliopsida; Malpighiales; Salicaceae. Gene Ontology annotation, biological process: RNA modification.